This is a messenger RNA of Macrosteles quadrilineatus (aster leafhopper), 1999 nucleotides long. RefSeq names its product probable dolichyl pyrophosphate Glc1Man9GlcNAc2 alpha-1,3-glucosyltransferase. Gene Ontology annotation, biological process: protein N-linked glycosylation. Gene Ontology annotation, molecular function: dolichyl pyrophosphate Glc1Man9GlcNAc2 alpha-1,3-glucosyltransferase activity. Gene Ontology annotation, cellular component: endoplasmic reticulum membrane. The record is from RefSeq and is a predicted model, not a curated record. The coding region runs from base 213 to 1796 and encodes 527 amino acids. Lineage: Eukaryota; Metazoa; Arthropoda; Insecta; Hemiptera; Cicadellidae. The transcript is spliced from 8 exons.
UGCACGUAUGCUAAAGCUAAGCUGUAGCUAUUUAAUUUGCUUAUUUGCAUUGCAUCCUUGGCAAGUUGCAGUUUACUUGCAAUCCAACAGUUAGGUUAAAUUGUUAAGUUCGUGUCUGUGUAGUAGUCAUGACUUCUUACAGCUCAAAAUCCUAGAUUACUGUAAUAAUUUGUAACGUUUGGAAAUCUAGGCUUUGGCCUAGUUCAAUUAAAAUGUUUUGGACAUUGGUGUUUAUGGUAUCAUGUAUAAAAUUGCUUCUCAUACCUGCAUACCGAUCAACAGAUUUUGAAGUCCACCGUAACUGGCUGGCAAUCACCCACAGUUUGCCGUUGCGCCAGUGGUAUAAUGAAGCUACAUCGGAAUGGACCCUGGACUAUCCCCCUCUUUUCGCUUGGUUUGAAUUCAUCCUUUCUCAAAUUGCGGUUUUCUUUGAUCCCAAAAUGCUGCAAGUCAAAAAUUUAAACUAUGCAUCAUAUGAGACUGUAGUUUUUCAAAGACUAACAGUUAUCGUGACUGAUUUAGUGUUCGCCUAUGGAAUUAAAGAAUGUUGCCAGUAUCUCAGUGGUAGUGGAGUACGCAAGAGCAGUCGCUGGGGUUUACGCUGGGGCUCGCCAGCAGCUAUCUUGCAGCUUCUGUUGCUUGGAAAUGCUGGCCUCAUCAUCGUAGACCACAUCCAUUUCCAAUACAAUGGCUUCCUUUUUGGUGUGUUGCUUCUGUCUGUCGCCAGAAUUCUACAGGGCAGAUUUCUGGAGGGAGCUUUCUGGUUCGCAGUGUUGCUAAAUUUGAAGCACAUUUUCAUGUAUGUUGCUCCAGCCUAUGGGGUGUAUUUGCUGCGUAACUACUGCUUCGUCUCUACGCCACAGACUCACUCAGGCAGUGGUGAACCUGUCAGAUGGAGGUCCUUCUCUCCUUCACGCUUUGCCAAGCUUGCUGCCAUCGUAGCAAUUGUUUUUCUCAUCUCUUUCGGCCCAUUUAUUGCCAUGGGACAGCUUGGCCAGGUUUUGUCUCGUUUGUUCCCAUUCAAAAGAGGUCUCAGCCAUGCCUAUUGGGCACCGAACUUGUGGGCUCUCUACAAUAUGGCUGACAAAUUGCUUACUGUUGUAGCAAAAUGUUUGGGGAUAAAGGUUGCCAACCAGAGAGCAAGUAUGACUGGAGGUUUGGUCCAGGAGUUCCACCACACAAUUCUGCCAACUGUGCCACCCUUGGCCACGUUCAUCCUUACUUUCAUCUCAAUAACACCUAGCCUGGUGAAGCUGUGGAAGUGCCCAGGCAACCCACUCCACUUUGUCAGGUGUUUGGUGCUCUGCGCUCUCUCAGCCUUUAUGUUUGGGUGGCACGUACACGAGAAGGCCAUUCUCAUUGUCAUUGUACCUCUAACAUUGCUGGCUGUGGUGUGGCGUAAGGAGGCUCAAGUCUACCUUCUGUUGUCCACUGUGGGCCACUUCUCUCUAUUCCCUCUACUCUUUACUCCGUCGGAGAACUACAUCAAGGUGGUUUUGUUCCUGCUGCACUCUGUGUACGCAUUCCAGAAACUCUCCUCACUGUUCGACAUCACCGAGGGUCGACAUCUGCCACUGCUCUCGGUCGCCGAGUCUCUCUACGUGUUUAGUCUUGCAGCUCUGUUUGUCACAGAGUACGCUGUGUUUCCUCUGAUAGGUCUGACAGCCAAGUAUCCGUUCCUUCCGCUCAUGUUGACCUCAGUACACUGCGCUAUGGGCGUUCUGUACUGUUGGCUUAGGUACUACUGGCAUUUCAUGACGAUGGACAAAACUAACCGCAAGCGAAAAGCUUAUUAAUUGAUACAAUUUUAGUUAAAUUUGUGAAUUUAGUUAUGCUUUCUGCACAACGUGUUAAAAGACUUUUUGUUUAACAUGCUAGUCUCGGUUGUGUGAAUUGCACAUAAGUAAGUCAUCUACCAAGUGACAUCUAGACAUAUUGAAAUUUAAUGUAAUGUUAUAUAUUUUUUGUCAAGUCUAUUUACAGAAAUAUUUAAAGAAUA